This is a messenger RNA of Haemonchus placei, 378 nucleotides long. NCBI's taxonomy places the organism in Eukaryota, Metazoa, Nematoda, Chromadorea, Rhabditida, Trichostrongylidae. The record is from the annotation of a GenBank genome assembly.
AUGGUUAGGGCACAAUACGUUAUCAAAAACGAGCCAAUUCAGCUCAACACUUUUGAGGGAGAACAGGUGAAGGGGAUUUUUUCUUCACCUGUAGACUUGAGGAUAAACGUCGUUGGGAAAGAAGAAGACAAAGAAGCAAAAAAAAAACGAGAAGAAUACGACAACGAGGAAGAAGAACACGCUGAAGACGUCGGAAAAGAAUACGAUGAAGACGUCGGAGAAGAAUACGAUGAAGGCAUCGAAGAAGACGUCGAAAGAGAAGACGAAAAAAAAUACGAUGAAGACGUCGAAGAAGUAUGCUAUGAAGUCUUCGGAGAAGAAUACGAAAAAGAAAUGGAGCACGUUCAUUGUCAAUGUUAUACAAUCAGGUGCAACUGA